CGCAUAGACUAGCCACCAUAGCAUAGACGGCAUAGAGUAAUGAUGGGUAGCAUGGGAAGCACGUGCUCAAUGUUUUUGGUUAAUUGUGCCAGCCCACGUCUUGUAUCAUGUGCUAAUUCUAGUCCUGCAAGAGGAUCUACGUAAAAUAAGAAGUACCCGUUGUUACCAUCGUUACCAUUUUGUGCGAUGAAGCGCUUGUGCGUCCUUGCACUGCGUUCAUGUCGCCUAAGCAGCCUGAACUUGUUUAGGCAGCUCUGUGCAGAAGCAAACCCAGCUUCUGAAGGUCUACCACGUUCAAGCCGUGAAGAUUCUGAAAAUAAAAAGCACGUGUACCGCAAUUUGUAUCCGUGGAAGUCGAAGGGCGAGUUUGUGCGGGACUUGGCGGGCAGUAUAUUUUAUAAUCAAGAUGGGCUUAUUGCGCUCAGCAAACCAUACGGGGUUCCCCUGAGUUUCAAUUUCCACAAGGGAGGAAGAUCCCAAAGUAUGCUCAAGCAACGCCUUCACGUCUCGGGCUUCGGCGAGUCUCCUUAUAGUCUAGAAGACGCCAUAGAAGGCUUGGCGGUUCACUUGAAUGUCGACCAAAUUAUUAUCAUCAAAUCAGCUGAAAGGUAUGCUAGUGGUGUCACCAUUCUGGCAUCCAACGAGCGAGCUGCACAAAGUGUUCAGAAAGCUGUGUUGCGAGCAAAGCCAAUGCAGAUACCGUACACUACUGCUUGGAUAAUUGCAAAAGGCUACCCGGUGCGUGAUGAAGUCAAGGAAAAAGUUGCCAUAAAGCUUGUACCUGUGAAUGAAUCAGAAAAACGUGUGGAAGUGUUGCGCGAGUUCAGCAAAACUGCUUCAAAGACAAGGUUGGUGAAGACUGUUCUUGUGGAGUGCAAGACAUUGAGCAAAAACACCAGCAUGGCUAUGUGCCUGCUUCAAGUGGCUGCAUCAAACGUGCACAAGAGCCUUUUGCGCGCAUAUGUGGCUAACCUGGCAUCUUGUGUGAUGGGUGACUUGAGCCCCAAUGCUUGCCUCACCAAGUACCAUCAGGGCCGACCCUUGGUGCUGUCUCCUAUGGCAGCUGCUUCUGCCAAACCGCAGCCUCUUCCAGAUGCAGUCUGCAAGCAGCUGGGAAUCUCCAACACCCAGCAGCAAAUGGUGCCUGCCAUGGUGCACUACCGAAGCCUACUGCUGCCUUGGUACCACGGAAGAGACCAGCAUUUGCUUUUGACUGACCCCACACUACCCAGACACUUCAGCUGGACCCUUGAGACACUUGGUCUUCUGCCUGACUUGUGCCCAAAGAAAUGACUCUUUCGUGUGGACUCUGCUGCUAUCUGAUUGUGCUACCGUCUAAGCACAACAUGUUGGCCAACCUACGAGAUGUAGAAGGAACUUGAAAUGGCCAACUUACGAAAUGAAAUUGCCUGAUGUCGACUUUGUACUUAGAAAGCAGUAAAAGUAGUUAUAAGUUAGAGAAUAUUGUGGUGCAUACAGGAGAACUAACAGGUUAUUUUUUUAGCCCCUUGAUUGCCGUUGCUUUAUUGCAUCUUGGUCUUGAACACAUUUUAUGCUGUAUACAAGCUGCUUAUUUGUUAGUGAAUUGGUCCGAGUCAAAAUUUAAUAUAGUUUAUAAUUAUUUUUCUUAAAUGUCGAAGUGCAGUUUGACUUGCCAUGGUUGCUUUGCUAUAGAACUGCUGGGAAGAACCAACAGAGCACCGAGACAUGGGCUCAAUCUGUCGUCAGAAAUUCUAUGUGCUUAGCCGACCUUUCAUAGCACAAUGGCUCCACAAUAUUGUUUUUUGCACAAGUUGCUUCUGGAGAGGCAAAGAGGAGCAAAGGGAUGUAUAAAUGUGGGUCUCAUACCCCUGUCGCACAGGGCAAACUGAAGUGCACUUCAGUGUGCUGAGUGUCAUAUUGGCACCGUGGUGCUACUUGAAAAGAAAAUUGUUAUUUCAGAUUGGUGGUGACUGGGAGCCAAAAGGCAAAGCAUUUAUUUGUUAACUUGGAAAUGUAUGCACAAAAACAAUUGGUCAUCGUUAGAAACAGAAUUUACAAUCAACUGAAGUGCAAUUGAAGUAAUUCAUUGCAACCUCAAUAACAAGAAUAAUCAUCACGAGCCAAGACAACAAGACUUGACCAGUACCAGUCCAAACGACAUGUUCUGCUAGGGUGACCUAGAAAUUCUAGGUCACUCUAGUUCUGCCAAACAACUGCGCAGUCAUUAUCUGGAGUGGCCGUAAACAGCCCGAGAGUAAUAGUACUUGCUUGGUGUUUUUAUUUUCUUGCAGUGUGGUACAUUUCAUUACCUUGCGUAACGUUAGCAAUAUAUAAAAAAAAUGUGAUUACAAAUUACAGCUGACUCUGCUUUCAAUAUCACCUUACUUAUUAUUUACUCAUUGCUAACGAGGCUACACACUUCGCCGCAGCGAAGUGUGUUCAUCAAACACACUCGCCGACGAUUGUGCCCUGCAGUGAGUGUCACUAAGCGUUCCUGUGUGGCAGCCUGCAAAUAACACUAGCGGCGAAGUGCACUUGCUCAAAGUACACUUAAUUUUGCCCGUGUGACAGGGGUACUAUAUAAGAUUUAUCUCUGGGGUGUGAGGGCAAUUGUUGAUAUGAAUCCUCUGAAUUAGGGACACUCUAAAACAAUACAUAUUCAUCAGGAUAGUUGUGGCAUCAGGAUUGUGAAAGUGGCACGGAGGGCACUGUGAACAUAAUGUAGCAAAUUGCUUAAAGAGACACUAACGGCAAAUAUUGAGUCAAGCUAAAGUGAUAUAUUAGUGCUUUAGAAUCUCUAAGGCAUCAAUAUUAUUGCAAACAGAGCCUCAGUAAGAGAGAAAUUGAAGUAAUUGCAGGACAGGAUCAGAGACUCCCCCAGGACAUUCAAGUACCUGCCUGAUGACGAAGGCGUUCCUCAUUUAAAUUCCGUCACUAGUGUGUGACUGCCAGUGAGUGGGUGCCAGUAAGCGUGAAUGGAAGUGACUGUGAACGCAAGCGAGUGUUAGCAAGUAUGAGUGGGGCAUGAGGAGGAACGUGAGCAAGUACGUAGCUUGCGAAAAUAUUGUUGAGUGAGCAUCAGCGUGUUACGCUGAGCUGUGACCGUAUAUCAGGGCCAUUCCAUCACAACAGGGUGUUUGGGCAUUGCUGUGAAAAAGUCUAUUCACUAUCAUUUCCGUGAUACUGAGACUUUGGAUUGUGAUGCAGUCUCUAGGAAUGUGUGCAAAAUUGAGAAAAAGAGAAAGCUGUGGUGUUGACUUUGGUGUCAAUUACUUGUUCAACUUUUGCUGAAGGCAAGGAACUGCUUGGAAAUGUGUCACAGAUGUACGUGUGUAAGAACAGUUACAAAUAGCUUUCACUUUGUUGUUUCGUGCUCCAAAAGCAAUGCUCAUAUGGGAAAUAUUUGCUUGUACUUUUACAAUAUCCACCUGGUUUUAAAGUAAAGCUUUUCUUGCCUUCCCUCCUAGGUUUUGCAUAACUGCUGCUACUUGCAGGUUGACCACUACUAUACUUGUGAGCAUUGUAGUGCAUAAAGACAAAAAGUGAAUGAGAUUAAAGUUGCUCAAUUUGUGGUGUAUAAAACA
Dermacentor andersoni is the source of this 3566-nucleotide messenger RNA. Its product is annotated as mitochondrial mRNA pseudouridine synthase RPUSD3-like. Lineage: Eukaryota; Metazoa; Arthropoda; Arachnida; Ixodida; Ixodidae. The record is from RefSeq and is a predicted model, not a curated record.